Molecule: messenger RNA, 2350 nt
Organism: Ostrinia furnacalis (Asian corn borer)
Lineage: Eukaryota; Metazoa; Arthropoda; Insecta; Lepidoptera; Crambidae
Gene: Lcch3
Product: Ligand-gated chloride channel homolog 3
Exons: 10
Coding region: 1-1479 (492 amino acids)
Biological process (GO): monoatomic ion transmembrane transport
Cellular component (GO): membrane
Molecular function (GO): GABA-A receptor activity; extracellular ligand-gated monoatomic ion channel activity
Source: RefSeq, a predicted model, not a curated record
AUGAGCGCGCGUCGCACGCUUCGCGCGCGCGCCUCUCGCCAACACGCGCACAGAUUCGCGCUUCUCGUGCUGCCCGUUGUACUCACUAUCGCUCAAAUACGGGGCGAGCGUUUGUCAGCCGUCGAUCGGCUCGAAAACGUCACGCAUACCGUAACACGUAUAUUGGACGGCUACGACAUCCGCUUACGGCCUAAUUUCGGAGGCGACCCUCUGUACGUUGGCAUGGAUCUGACGAUCGCAAGUUUUGAUGCGAUAUCAGAGGUUAAUAUGGAUUACACAAUAACGCUUUAUCUGAAUCAGUACUGGAAAGAUGAAAGGUUGGCCUUCGGUCUGCCGGAUGAGGUCCUGACUUUAUCGGGGGACUUCGCCGACAAGAUUUGGGUGCCAGAUACGUUUUUUGCUAAUGACAAAAAUAGCUUCCUCCACGACGUGACGGAGCGCAACAAACUGGUGCGACUUGGCGGCGACGGGAGCAUCACCUACGGCAUGCGCUUCACAGCCACCCUGGCCUGCAUGAUGGACCUCCACUACUACCCGCUGGACAGCCAGAACUGCACCGUCGAGAUUGAAAGCUAUGGGUACACGGUGUCCGACGUGGUCAUGUACUGGAAGGAAACACCGGUGCGGGGCGUGGAGGACGCGGAGCUUCCGCAGUUCACUAUACUGGGACACGAGACUAAUGACAGAAAGGAGAAAUUGGCGACGGGCGUAUAUCAGCGGCUGUCGCUGAGCUUCAAGCUACGAAGGAACAUCGGCUAUUUCGUAUUCCAGACUUAUUUACCGAGUAUACUUAUCGUGAUGCUCUCGUGGGUGUCUUUCUGGAUAAACCACGAGGCUACUUCAGCCAGAGUUGCUUUAGGCAUAACCACAGUGCUAACGAUGACGACGAUUAGCACGGGAGUUCGAAGCAGCCUUCCUCGUAUCUCCUACGUGAAGGCGAUCGACAUCUACUUAGUGAUGUGCUUCGUGUUUGUAUUCGCUGCGUUACUCGAGUACGCCGCAGUAAACUACACGUACUGGGGCGCGCGGGCCAGGAAACGUGCGAAGUUAAAGAAUCGCGAGCAGAUGUCUACUAGCACGAGUGUGGAGAAGGACUUGAAGUGUUCUACGGGCUCACGGUCUCCUGAAGAGAUCAUAGCCCUCCGAGAGUGCACAAGCAGCGCUGGGCGAGUGUCCCCACUGCUGGGACUGCGCUCGAAGCCGCUGCCCGCGACCACGGGGGCGCCACCCUCGCUCCGCAUCCAGCGGGACCACACUCAUCUGCGGUACCGCACGCGGCCGCAUUCCAGAACUUCCAAAAACGGUUCUACAGGCAAGCCGAAAAUGAUCCACGCCCUGCGUCGUGGAGCCACUGUUAUCAAAGCGUCCAUGCCAAAAAUUAGAGAUGUUAAUGUCAUUGACACAUAUUCACGCGUGAUCUUCCCUGUCUGCUUCCUCGUAUUCAACGCGGUAUACUGGGUCUUCUACAUUAUUGAUUAAUUAUAAAAAAAUAAUAAAAAUCACAGUGAGUUCGUGGCGUAAAGUAUUAGAGCCAAAUCCAUUUCACGUCCCUAGUGGAAAAUCAAAAUACUAUUAUCACACAGUUGUAAUUUUUUACUCUAAAAGGGGUUUCAAAAGCAGACAUUAAGGACGAUUCCCGUAACAUAUCCCACAAGAAAAUAAUUAGGAAUAAAAUUAACAAGGAGUACUUAGUAAAAUAAAUAUUGACAAUUAUUAAGGCACGAUCCAUUCCAAUAAUUAAUAUAUCUAUAUUUUAACAAUAAUUGCUAUAAGAUUCACAGCAUUAUGAAACAAAAACAUAGAGAACAUACAAUACUAUGUAAAUUUUAAAUCGAAUUUUGUUGUUUAAGUACUUAAGUGUUCAGGAAUGUAAUGAGAAGUUCACAUACAAAAUAACAUGAUAAGAAUUGGUGAUUAUUAUUGUGAUCGGAGAAUACGUGCCAAAAGUGAGGCCAAAGUUCAAUGUUAAUACUUUAGUAGUGCUAAAUGUCAGUAGAUUAGCUCAUUUGCAUGUAACUAAACUGCCAAUCACAUUUUAAUAAAGAGAGAAUAAACGCAACAAAAGGGAAGCGAAUGAUUAUUAUGAAUGCUUACACUCUACUAUACUAUACACUGUCCUAUUAGGUAUCGAAUGAUCUUCAAAUAAUCUAUGUGUAAUAUUAAUCGUGGAAUAAAAAGUAAUAAUUAUGGUGCAAACAAGUUCUAAUACCAAUUUACAUUAUAAAUGUAUUAAAUUCAAACGAAGCAUACUGACUUUCUCGGUCUAAUUCUUUCAUAGAUAUUGUAUAAAAUACUUGAAUUUUUCUUUAGAUAAUAAAUAACUAAUUUAACAUAACUGUAAAAAAGCGUU